Molecule: messenger RNA, 646 nt
Organism: Acaulospora morrowiae
Lineage: Eukaryota; Fungi; Glomeromycota; Glomeromycetes; Diversisporales; Acaulosporaceae
Source: the annotation of a GenBank genome assembly
UGGUAUCCGAGUUCCAGAACUAAAAUCAUGCCCGAAAUGCCGUGAAGAAAUUUUAUCUAACCCACCUCAAUCAAUUACUAUUUUAAGCUGUGAUCAUGUGUUUCAUAGAGCUUGUAUCGAGAAGGAUAUUCUAUAUUCGACACCGGGAGAGGCAAGAUGUCCCAUCUUCGGUUGUCAUAGAGACAUUGAAACCAUAAAAAUCGACCUUUCAUUGCUAGAACCAGCUAAAUCGACUCAGCAAAGUGCGGAUACUGUAGAGGGCAUAUAUGACAAUGAAACGACCUCUAAUGCGUCUGAUAUUGCGGAGGUUAUCAUCAAAGACAAGACACCCAAAUUACCUGUCCCCACAUGGAUCAAAGAAAAGCUUAAUGCAAAAAAUAAUAAUCACGAAUUUAUGAAAGCUUUGGGAUUACUUGAUGAAUCUUUGGAGGUGGAACAAGUCCUGACAACAAAUCGAACUAGUGCGGAUAAAGGUAAAGUUAGAGUCACUAUAGAAGCAACAUCCGCAAAUGAGGAGCAAGAACGGGAACAUAAUACUUUGAAUAAGGAAAAAUCUCAGCAGGAAAAUAUAACCAGUGAUCAUGAAAAGACCAUUACGCCAACUGCAUCUGUUAGAGAUAGUACCACCGAAAAACCCAUUUUGUGA